Messenger RNA from Babesia sp. Xinjiang, 2559 nucleotides. RefSeq names its product 26S protease regulatory subunit 7. NCBI's taxonomy places the organism in Eukaryota, Apicomplexa, Aconoidasida, Piroplasmida, Babesiidae. Gene Ontology annotation, molecular function: ATP hydrolysis activity; ATP binding; proteasome-activating activity. The record is from RefSeq and is a predicted model, not a curated record. The transcript is spliced from 11 exons. Gene Ontology annotation, cellular component: proteasome regulatory particle, base subcomplex. The coding region runs from base 1 to 2559 and encodes 852 amino acids. Gene Ontology annotation, biological process: proteasome-mediated ubiquitin-dependent protein catabolic process.
AUGGCAGCAGUAGCUAUUGGUCUGAUAUUCGUGGGAACUGGUAAACAGGAGGCUUGUGAAGCCAUUAUACAAAAGCUCCUGGAUAUGACUGAUAACACAAUGGAUUUAGCAGAGAAGUGUCAAAUAGCUUGUGCAUUAGGUAUAUUACAAUUGGGCAGGAUGGACGCUGCUGAAGUUGUAAUAGAUGCUUUGAAGGCAGUUGCGGGUGAGCAUGGUCGCAUCGCUGAGAUAAUGGUGGAGGCUUGCGCCUACGCGGGUUCAGGUGACGUUUUACGUACGCAAAGGUUCCUCAAAUGUUGUGCAAAUGCAGAAAACGUACCGAAGGAGAAAGAUACACCACAGGAAACUGAUGAUGCCAUGGAGGUUGAUACACCUUCUAAGUCAGACAAUAUUGCAGCCACUAGUUUCCCACCACUCACUCCGGAGAAACCUGCAGAAGGAGCAACACAGGAUUCACCGAAGGAUAAAAAAUCAUUGAAGUUUGGCAGUAUGUGUGAAAGGCGUGCUGCGCCGAUAGCUUUGGCCAUUGCUUACACAUCGAAUCCCAGUCCUCAGGUCAUAGACAUACUAUCAAAGCUUACCCACGAUGUCGACUAUAAUGUCAUCAUGAACGCUAUAUUUGCUUUAGGUGUUGUCGGAGCUGGAACUAACAACUCACGUAUUGCACUUAUGCUUCUGAACUUGGCGAAGAUCCAUAUGCGUGAUACGAAUGUGGUAUUUGUAAUCCGGAUCGCAGCAGGGUUGCUGCACAUGGGCAAAGGUACUACUACAAUAUCUCCCUUACAUUCUGAGGGAUUUUUGCUAAGGAAGGCUGCUUUAGCGGGGCUUAUGGUCGUAUUUACAGCUGCUCUUGAUAUGAAGAGCACAUUUAUCGGAGGACUGCCUUUCACCAUACUAUUCGUCGCUUUGGCUAUUAGGCCCAGGUGGAUGCUAACCUUAACUCCAGAUCUCGAGCACGUUCAGGUGCCCUGUAGGGUGGGUAACAUGGUUGAGACCACGGGUACCGUUGGUAAGCAGCGUCGUAUAUCGGGAUUCCAGACCCACCAAACGCCGGUUCUUGUAGGUUCUAACGAGCGUGCUGAGGUGGCGUCUGAAGAGUUCUUUCUCGAAACUGAUCCGACAAUAUUCUCACAUUGUCCCAACGAAGUGACGACCCCUUCAACUUCCAUUGACGUAUCGCCGGUGCGAGAGGUAAGUCAAUGUGUGUUGCUGAAGGCACGGUAUCUGAGAUAUGGCACGGUGACACCUGUGGGGAGCCGUAAAUAUAUUUAUUUCAAUAAAAUGGCUGCCCCUGAGGAGGACGGCGAUACGAAGACCGUCUCUACACCUCUGAACGAUGCCGAAAUCACUAUCCUCAAGAGCUAUGGUAUCGGCCCGUAUACGGAGUCCAUAAAGGAGGCCGAAAAGGGCAUAAAGACAGUCAUUCAAAGGAUCAAUAAACUCUCCGGUAUCAAGGAAAGUGACACUGGGCUUAAUCCACCUCAUAUGUGGGAUCUAACUUACGACCAACAGUCUCUCCAAGAAGGGGUACCCUUACAGGUUGCACGUUGUACAAGCAUCAUCAACCCCGGUACCCCUCAAGCGAAAUAUGUUAUCAACGUGAAACAAAUCGCUAAGUUUGUGGUGGGACUCGGCGAAAAAGCAGCCGCCACGGAUAUAGAAGAAGGUAUGCGUGUAGGGGUGGAUCGUAACAAGUAUAAAAUACAAAUCUCGUUACCACCAAGGAUCGACCCCUCCGUUACCAUGAUGACAGUAGAGGAGAAACCAGAUAUCACGUAUAAUGAUGUUGGAGGAUGCAAGAGCCAAUUGGAGAAGCUUAGAGAGGUCGUUGAAAUGCCGUUACUCUAUCCUGAGCGAUUUGUCGCAUUAGGUAUAGACCCUCCAAAAGGGGUAAUGCUAUACGGUCCACCCGGGACUGGCAAAACGCUUACUGCUAGAGCUGUAGCGAACAGGACUGACGCGUGCUUUAUAUGUGUUAUCGGUUCUGAAUUGGUACAAAAGUAUGUUGGUGAAGGUGCACGUCUUGUACGUGAGCUUUUCCAAAUGGCCCGGUCAAAGAAAGCCUGCAUCCUAUUCAUCGAUGAGGUCGAUGCUAUCGGAGGUUCGCGUGGAGACGAAUCUGCGCACGGAGACCACGAAGUGCAACGUACUAUGUUGGAAAUAGUCAAUCAAUUAGAUGGAUUUGAUGCUAGGGGUAACAUCAAGGUGAUUAUGGCUACUAACAGACCCGAUACCCUGGAUCCCGCUUUGCUUAGACCUGGACGUAUAGAUCGUAAAAUUGAGUUCGGUCUACCUGAUUUAGAGGGGCGUAAACACAUUUUCAAGAUCCACGCCAGGACUAUGAGCGUAGAAAAGAACAUUCGCUACGAGUUGCUGGCUAGACUCUGUCCCAGCAGCACUGGCGCAGACCUGCGCAGUGUAUGUACGGAGGCUGGAAUGUUUGCCAUCAGAGCUAGGAGGAAGACCAUAACUGAGAAGGAUUUCAUAGAUGCGAUAACCAAGGUAAUACAGGGGUACAAGAAGUUCUCUGCUACAGGUCGAUAUAUGGUGUACAAUUAA